CACUCAAUUUUUGUUUCUUUUGGUUGGACGGAUCGGACUAUAAAAUGGAGACUACCACAGCUAGGGCUGGGACUUCCCUCGACCGCUUCCACUGCCAACCUUUCUUCCCCACAUUCACCUCUCACCCCUUCUCCAAAUUUCUAAAGCGAUGGAGUUCCCCGGCGGCCCCAACCACCACCACGUCCACCACCAUUACCACCACCACCACCACCACUACUACAACAGCGACGACGAACGGCUAUCAGGUAAUGUAUACCCGCCGCCGCAGCAGCAGCCCGCUCCUUUCGGCAGUCAGAACGAGUUCGCAGUGGUUCAUCAUUACCCGGCUCCUCCCUCAGCGCCGCCACCGCCACCGCCGAAGACCCACCAAGAGGAAACAACAACCCAAGCCUAUCUCGCCAGCAAGCCUACUUCCAAGGUUUACUGCAAGGCCAAUCCUGACUUCCACCUCACCGUUCGUGACGGCAAGCUGGUGCUUGCUCCAUCCGAUCCUAGCGAUCCCUGCCAGAACUGGUUCAAGGACGAGGAGCACGGGAAUAAUGGCAUGAAAGACGAGCAAGGGUAUCCUUGCUUUGCUUUGGUCAACCAGGCAACGUCUCAGGCGAUGAGUGGGUACACAAACCCGGUGCAGCUGGUACCCUAUAAUAACAAGCCCGAUGACGUUGUUGACGACCACUCGGUGAUGUGGAGCCUAGGCAGGGACGAAGGUGGUGGGUAUCGAGCCAUGAGGAUGGCGAAGAACAUUCGCAUGAAUGUGGAAGCUUUCCGCUGCAUCGAGGAGCUCGGCGGGGUCCACGAUGGAAACACCAUCGUGCUGUGGGAUUGGAACGAAGGAGACAAUCAGCUGUGGAAGAUCGACCUACAGUGAAUUGAUUGAUGUGAGCAAAGUUCGAUUUUGAAGGAUGCGGGGAAAGCAUGGAGUCAAGAAGCGGGGGUUUUGUUUGGUGUGGGGUUUUGUUUAGUGUCUAGUUGGUUCGUUUUUCAUGUUUGUCGUCUCUUAGUUCUGUUUUGUGUCAUGUGCGUCCAAGUCGAGUCUCAGUCUCUUAGGGUUCGUUUGGAAGUUGCGAUUGUUAGUGUUGUAUUUGUUAAAUACAUGUAUUAUUCACAAUACAACGUUUGGAAGUGUCAAGUUGCAAAACAAUGCAUGUAUUGUUUUGUGUGGGUCCCACCGACAAUCAACAAAAAUGAGGGAUUGUACAAUCUCAACUCAAAGUUGAGAUUGUUGUGAUUGUUGGUUUAAUAAUUGAGCACCUUUACUUUUUCCAAUUAUGUCCACGGUUCUUUUUGUUUUAUAUUAAAAGUGGAGGACAAAUAUGGCAUUUUCUUAUAAAGUAACUUUAUAACAAUCAAUUCAUAAAUUAUAAUCUUAACAACCAAACAAUGUAAUUUCAAAAUACAUCUAUUGUAUCAAUACAUGCAUUUAUAUCAUAGUGAUUCAUAACAAUACAAAGAUUUAACAUACGCAACUUCCAAACGACCCUUAGUUUCAAAGCGUUUUAGGUUCCUUCUGUUUGACGUUUAGUUCUGGGUACGUAUUUGCGUGUAAGAAAGGCUAAUUAGAGCUUUUGGUUGAGUACUGUGUCGAGAUUACGCUGUGGUAUUAUUCACAGAUUAAUCAUGACCAUUUGUUUGUUUCGAGGUUGCAUGGGGAAGGACCGUACCGUCUUAAUUUGAGAAUAAUUAAUGAUAACUGUGCAUGCAAUUGUCAUGAGGCGUGUCCUCCACGGCCAAAUGAUAAUGCGAGAAAUUGAGAGAGAAACGAGGGAGGCAGCUAGCAGGCACGCCUGAAUCAACUUGACAACGCCGCUUCCGCUUCUUCCUCCUCCGCGGCGGCCGCCUCAAAUUUAAUAGAAUAUCUGGUAGAACCAGUGAAUGAGGUCAUAGUUUUUUUUUAAUAUCGUCCAAUUCGAACUGGCUUGAUUACACAUGCACAUACAAUAGUUUGAAUUAAUUCUCGUUUUUUAUUUUGACAUAUUUGACAUUCCGCCACGCCUCAUCUGCAAGACGAGUAUAACCGGCACAAAACAGGUUCAAAAAAAUCGGAUAGCACAGCUUAAAUCAGAUCAAAAUUGUCUAUCUAAUUCGAGGCGAUCGAGGCUUAUGCUCUAGCGGUUGUUGGCCUUUCAUCGAUCCAAGGUGGUUCCAGAUCUGUCUAGUGGGUAGCGGUGGCAAAUGGAUUGGAUUGGUGGAUUGAUGGAUCCAUGGAUCAAAUGGAUUGGAUCUAAUGGAUUGGUGGAUUCAUGGAUUGGAUCAAGUGGAUUUGUGGAUUAUCCAUGAAUCCAAAUGACAUCCUCAACCAAGGACCAAUAUGUAAAAUAUAAAAAGUUUAGGUACUAAAAUGUCAUAAUGAAAAAUUUUAGGUACCAAAACGUAAUUUUCCAAUGAUAUUUUUCGUAUAAAAAUUAAAUUUUAGGUACCAAAAUGUAAAAAAUAAAAAUUAUAGGUACUAAACCGUAAUUUGCCAAUGAUCCAUGGAUCCAAUCCAUGAAUCCACCAAUCCAAUUGGAUUUGGAUUAAAUGGAUUGGAUUUAA
Molecule: messenger RNA, 2532 nt
Organism: Linum trigynum
Lineage: Eukaryota; Viridiplantae; Streptophyta; Magnoliopsida; Malpighiales; Linaceae
Source: the annotation of a GenBank genome assembly